Molecule: messenger RNA, 1795 nt
Organism: Hyla sarda
Lineage: Eukaryota; Metazoa; Chordata; Amphibia; Anura; Hylidae
Gene: KATNA1
Product: katanin catalytic subunit A1
Exons: 11
Coding region: 160-1635 (491 amino acids)
Biological process (GO): microtubule severing
Cellular component (GO): microtubule cytoskeleton
Molecular function (GO): ATP binding; microtubule binding; ATP hydrolysis activity
Source: RefSeq, a predicted model, not a curated record
GGGCGGAAGUGACGUUGCGGCUGUUUGAAUGUGCUGAGGAGGAGGCGGUGAUAUGGAAAUGAGCAGCCAGCAGGGAGCUGUGUAGUCUGGGCAACUUUCAGUGUCACUUCUCGGUCCCGUCAGGAGCAGUGGAGAGGAAGCCGAAGCCCUCCAGUUGAGAUGAGUCUGCUUAUGAUAAGUGAGAACGUGAAGCUAGCACGAGAGUAUGCUCUUCUGGGUAACUAUGAUUCCGCCAUGGUUUACUAUCAAGGUGUAUUGGAUCAGAUGAAUAAAUAUUUAUAUGUCAAGGACACCUUCCUACAACAGAAAUGGCAGCAGGUUUGGCAUGAGAUCAGUGUGGAAGCAAAACAUGUGAAGGAAAUUAUGUCUACUCUGGAAAGUUUUAAGUUGGACAGCUCUCCAGUGAAAGCGGCACAACAUGAUUUUCCAGCUCAGGACGGGGAGGUCUGGUCAUUACCAGUGCCAGUUGAACGUAGGCCUUCACCAGGACUCAGAAAACGACAGUCUGCCCAGUUCAGUGACAAUCGUGUACAUAACAACCGCAUAAGUGUAGCUGGAAAAGUUGCAAAUCCCUCAUCUUCAAAAAAUUCCAAUAACCAGAAAGUAAAGCCUGCCAGAGCACGAGAGAAGAAAGAUCCACUGCAAAAAGUAAAAGAAAAGAAUAAGCCAUCCGCUGAUGAACCAGAGAAUGAGCCCAAGAGAUUUGAUGGUACUGGAUACGAUAAGGAUCUCGUAGAAGCUUUGGAAAGAGACAUCAUUUCACAGAAUCCCAAUGUUCGAUGGGAUGACAUUGCAGACUUGGAAGAAGCCAAAAAACUUUUGAAGGAAGCUGUUGUUCUGCCAAUGUGGAUGCCAGAAUUUUUUAAGGGAAUAAGGCGACCCUGGAAGGGUGUUCUGAUGGUUGGACCGCCAGGAACAGGGAAGACUCUCUUAGCCAAAGCUGUGGCAACAGAAUGCAAGACUACGUUUUUCAAUAUUUCAUCUUCUACACUUACAUCCAAAUACAGAGGAGAAUCUGAGAAGCUUGUCCGCCUUUUGUUUGAAAUGGCACGAUUCUACGCACCUACAACUAUAUUUAUUGAUGAAAUUGACUCCAUAUGUAGCCGGCGCGGUACCUCAGAAGAACAUGAAGCUAGUAGAAGAGUAAAAUCAGAGCUCCUAGUUCAGAUGGAUGGUGUGGGCGGGGCUUCUGAAAACGAUGAUCCAUCUAAAAUGGUAAUGGUCCUUGCUGCCACCAAUUUUCCAUGGGAUAUUGAUGAAGCUUUAAGACGACGGUUGGAAAAGCGGAUUUAUAUUCCUUUGCCAUGUGCUAAAGGCAGAGGAGAACUCUUAAGAAUAAACCUUAAGGAGUUGGAAUUGGCAGAUAAUGUUGACAUCGACACCAUAGCAGAAAACAUGGAUGGUUAUUCUGGGGCAGAUAUUACCAAUGUAUGCAGAGAUGCUUCUUUAAUGGCGAUGAGAAGACGUAUUGAAGGUUUAACUCCCGAAGAAAUUCGCAAUCUUUCAAGAGAUGACAUGCACAUGCCCACUACAAUGGAAGACUUUGAGAUGGCUUUGAAAAAAGUAUCUAAAUCUGUGUCUGCCUCAGACAUAGAAAAGUAUGAAAAGUGGAUAGAGGAGUUUGGGUCCUGUUAACUUGACUUUAAAACUUGAUUUAAAGAAGAAAACUAUCUGCCUCAAGUCUUAACUGGUUUCUUUAGUUUAUGUCCCUGUAGAGUUUGGCACUGGCUGCUUUAUUUUUUUAAAUCCUUUUGUAAACUGCCAUGAUUCUUAAAGUAAUAAAAAGCACUAUUUG